Molecule: messenger RNA, 956 nt
Organism: Polistes canadensis
Lineage: Eukaryota; Metazoa; Arthropoda; Insecta; Hymenoptera; Vespidae
Product: gustatory receptor for sugar taste 64f-like
Exons: 7
Coding region: 21-956 (311 amino acids)
Biological process (GO): detection of chemical stimulus involved in sensory perception of taste; sensory perception of sweet taste
Cellular component (GO): membrane
Molecular function (GO): sweet taste receptor activity
Source: RefSeq, a predicted model, not a curated record
ACAAGGAUACAAAAAAAAUAAUGGAUCGAAAUUCUAGAUCAAAUAGGACUAUUUGGCAACGUUUUAAAAAAUUGUUCGUUAAAAGGAACAACAUUUCCAGGUCGCCAAGGAGUAAUCUGCAAUUAAGUAGAUUCGACACGUUGAAGACCGACGUUGAAAAUCCGGAAGUAUCGGACCCGGACGUAUCUUUGGUGAACAGUUUUAAUCCCGCAACAGAUAGUUUUCACGCCUCGAUCAGGCCAAUCAUCCUAUUGGCCAAUUGUUUUUCGAUGCUUCCAGUUUCCGGUGUCAACAGUCCGGAUGCGUCCUACCUAAAGCAAGUAGAUACUAUUAACUUCGAACACACGUUGUCAAUAUUAAAGGGUUUUUCAUACGCAACCAAUUGCGCAAAAUAUCGCGGCGAUUCCGAUAUAGUUGCUGAAUAUUUCGAAUCGCAAUUUCCUCAGGUAUUCUCGAGAAAGACAUACAGUUUAUGGAAAGCCAUAUUGGUGGACACGGUUAACAUAUUAAGUACGUUCUCAUGGAAUUUCGUCGAUCUUUUUUUAAUUCUCGUAAGCAUGGCACUGGCGGAUCAAUUUCAACAAUUGAACAGUCGUCUUAAUUCCGUCAAAGGAAAGACUAUGCCGGAUUGGUGGUGGGCCGAGGCUAGGAACGAUUACAAUCAUUUGGCUGGUUUAACUAGAAGAGUUGAUUCUCAUAUAUCAACUAUAGUAUUUCUAUCAUUCGCCACCGAUUUGUAUUUCAUUUGCAUCCAACUGCUGUUCUCAUUCAAUUUACAACGAAGUCACAUACAGAAGAUUUACUUUUGUUUCUCGUUUGGAUUUCUGCUAACAAGAACUACGGCAGUUUCGUUGUAUGCGGCAUCCGUUCAUGAUGAAUCACGAUUACCAGCACCUAUACUUUACAGUGUUUCCAGUGCCAGUUAUUCAACAGAGCCAAAUUGUGGCCAUGCUUAG